Messenger RNA from Polyodon spathula (Mississippi paddlefish), 6787 nucleotides. Its product is annotated as zinc fingers and homeoboxes protein 1-like. NCBI's taxonomy places the organism in Eukaryota, Metazoa, Chordata, Actinopteri, Acipenseriformes, Polyodontidae. Gene Ontology annotation, cellular component: nucleus. The record is from RefSeq and is a predicted model, not a curated record. Gene Ontology annotation, biological process: regulation of transcription by RNA polymerase II. The coding region runs from base 457 to 3327 and encodes 956 amino acids. Gene Ontology annotation, molecular function: DNA-binding transcription factor activity, RNA polymerase II-specific; DNA binding. The transcript has 4 exons.
CGCUGGUGACGCCAAGCGGGAUAACAAAAAAAAAAAAGGAACUACAUUUAAUAAUUUAAACAAACUAAACGCCAUGGGAGUCUUUAUUUUUUUCCUAUACAUUCAUCAAAUAACCUGUUUACCAAAGUCGAAAAGGGAGGCAGGACGAGUUUAUUCAAAGUGUGGAUAAAUACAGCGCCGAUAGAAAAACGAAGCAGUGAGGGAGGGAGCCAGAGAGCGCGGAAUACAGAGCUUGCAGCGCAGAGGAGGGGAGCCCACUGCAGCGUGUGGGGACUGGGAAUGUGCGUUUAUGCUGGUAAAUGUGCACUGUGAUGUUGUAAUCCUGUGUCUGUGAUGGAUGUUGAAAAAUUGUAACAAAUUAGCAGUGAACUGAACAAUUGAAACACAACGGAGAAGGCUGCAGAAGGCAAAUUAAAAUUCAGAUUAUAUUUCCUGAUCUCCAUCAGUGCUCGUAAAAUGGCAAGCAAGAGAAAAUCCACAACACCAUGCAUGGUCCUCCCAAUGCAAACUGAGGAGCAGUACCCAGAUCUGGACAUGGAGGAAGGGCUUGAGGUGCAAACUGAAGUUCCUGUUGAGAAUCCGGUUGCUGUUGCUGCAGAAAAUGUUUCCAGUGAGGAGGACGUGCCUGAAACAGAUAAUUUAUUAGACACAGAUUCAAAAAGGAUUGAAGGAGGCUAUGAGUGUAAAUACUGCAGCUUUCAGACGACAGAUCUCAACAUGUUUACAUUUCAUGUUGAUUCUGAGCAUCCAACUGUGGUUUUGAACUCUUCUUAUGUCUGUGUGGAAUGUAACUUUUCGACCAAGAGAUAUGAUGCCCUCUCGGACCACAACCUACGCUACCACAACAAGGAUGACAGUUUCAUGCUGACAAUGGUGAAACGCAACAACCAGACAGUCUUUGAGCAGACGGUCAAUAACCUCACCUUUGAUGGCAAUUUUGUGCAGCAGGUUAGAGAAGAUGCGAUGGCAGUGGGAAUUCCAUUCAGCAAAACCCCAAUAAUGAAAAUGAAGAACAAAGCCGAGCCCAAGAGGAUUGCUGUGACACCUAAAGCUGCUGGUGACCUUGAAGUCCACGAAGAAAGUGAAAGUGAGCAAGAGGCUAAAGAAGUGCCGGCUGUUGAUAUGCCAGAUAUCGAUAUGCCAGCUAUCGAUAUACCUGCUGCAGUUAUGCCGGCUCUUGAUACGGCAGCUAUUAUGCCCACUCUUGAUAUGCCAGCUGUUAUUACGUCAGCUGUUCUUAAGCCCACUGUCGAUACACAAGCUGUAUCUACAGUAGGCUUAAGUAUGCCCAGUCCGGUUGAAAUGCCUGUACCACCGGCACCGGAGGAACCUGCAAAGCCAAGCGUUGUCAUCAACCCUCCGCCACAGGAUUUAAACAAGACAAUAAUCAAUACUGCCACAGUUCUCCCUGCAGGGUUGGCCCAGGUUCUGUCUGCUCUGCAGAACCAACAAAGCUCCAGAACUCAAGUUUUGAUCCCUGUCAGCAGCAUUCCAACCUACAAUGGCUGUAUGGACAACAACGCUGUGCUGGUUAACACCUACAACAAAUUCCCUUACCCAACACUAUCUGAGAUUGUGGGGCUGUCAUUCCAGACCAAGUUCACAGAGGAGCAGAUAAAGAUCUGGUUUUCCGCCCAGCGCCUUAAGCAUGGAGUUAGUUGGACGCCAGAGGAGGUGGAUGAGGCCAGGAGAAAGCAUUUCAAUGGCACAGUGCACACCAUGCCACAGACCAUCACAGUCAUUCCAGCACACCUCUCAGGCGACAGAAAUGGUCUCCAGCCUAUCCUUCAGACCUGCCAAAUAGUAGGUCAGCCAGGCCUUGUUCUGACACAAGUUGGUGGUGCAAACCCCAUGCCAGUAACCACUCCAAUCACUCUGACAGUUGCUGGUGUCAACAAUCAAGUACAGCUGCCAAAACCUGCCACCCAGGUGACCCCAGCCACUAUGGAAACCAAAAGUGCUCCCACUGUCCAACCUCCUCUACUGACUCCUCAGGAAAACUCUGCCCUGGGCCCUGACUUCUUCGGUUUACGUCCAAAAAAGUCUAAGGAGCAGCUAGCCGAGAUGAAGGCCAGCUACCUGAAGCAACCGCACCCCAGCGACGGGGAAAUUGCCCGGCUCAUGAGAUUGACAAAACUCACAAAGGGAGAGAUCAAGAAGUGGUUCAGCGACACAAGGUACAACCAGCGCAAUUCAAAGAACAACCAUCUUACUGUGUUCAAUGAAAACAACAGCACCAGCAGCAGCACCACCAUAGUGAUUGACUCAAGUGACGAAACUACAGAGUCCCCCGUGUCUGGUCCCAUCAGGGAGCCACGUAAACAGUCUUGGAACCCUUUCCCUGACUUUACCCUACAGAAGUUCAAGGAAAAGACAGCCGAGCAGCUUCAGGUUCUGGAGGAAAGUUUUCAGAAGAGCACCACACCAACAGAUGAUGAACUGAAUAGGUUGAGAUCAGAGACCAAGCUAACCAGACGAGAGAUUGAUGCUUGGUUCACGGAAAAGAAAAAGGCACCAGAAUCGGGGGAAACAAAACACGAACAGAUGGAGAGUGAAAUAGCCAAAGUUACUGUCGCUAUCAAAACAGAGACACAGACUCCGUCUUCCAGUGGCAAAGCCAAGUCUGGCAGGGACAAGAGUGGCAAGAAGACCCCGGAGCAACUACAUAUCCUGAAGAGUGCAUUUGUGCGUACACAGUGGCCCUCAUCGGCUGAGUAUGAAAAGCUGUCUGAGGAAAGUGGCCUGCCCAGGGCCUACAUCGUCAGUUGGUUUGGGGACACGAGAUAUGCCUGGAAAAAUAGCAACUUGAAGUGGUAUUAUUACUACCAGAGCGGCAACAUUGGCGCUAUUAAUGGGAGUGGAUACAGGAGGAGAGGAAGAGGAAGAUCAAAAGGCAGGGGGCGAGGAAGGCCCAGAGGAAGAACAAGGGUUAUGAAGCGUUCAGCUAGCUGGAGCAGGUCCUCCCCGGUGAUGAAGUUCAAGAUGGGAAAAGACAUCCUUAAAGAGUAUUAUUUGAAGCAUAAAUUUCUAAAUGAACAAGACCUGGACGAACUGGUUUCAAAGUCUAACAUGGGCUACGAGCAGGUCCGGGACUGGUUUGCAGAGAUUCGGAGGCGAGAGGACAUGGGUGCAGAUCUGUUUGAUGACAGUGGGGAAAAUGAGGAGCCAGAGGAGGAAUCGCAGGAAGAAAACCAAGUGACAGUUGGUGGAGGAGAAGGUCAUGUUGCUGGGGGUGGUUUAGAUGAAGACGACGAUGAAACAGAUGAUAGUGACACCUGGGAGCCGCCACGACAUGUCAGACGAAGGCUGUCUAGAUCAGAUGAUUAGCAUGUAACCAGAUGCCAGAAUCACCAUGUUUUAUUUAUACUGAAGGACAGAUGUGGAUGCUGCUGUUUAUUUACAAAGACUAGACCUUCAAUUUGUUUGGGUAACAGAGAAUCACUAUUAACCCAAGAAUUAUUAUUUUUCAAUGUUCCUUUAAAAAUCAAGAGGUGAUCUACGUUGCCAAAGUCACACUGCUGCAGUCGUCCGAGUUUCUUGUGCUGUGUACAGAAUGCUGAAGGGUUUAUUAUAUCAACACGAUGAGGGAGUUUAGUCACUGAGCACAUUUUUUUUUUUUUUUUUUUUUUUUAAAGAUUUAGGGACCACUAGAUUUGGUUUUAUUCUUGUCAAAACACAAAAAAACAAAACAAAAAAAACGCUUUAAUGCUGUAGGGUGGGUAGGCCAACCGCCUGCGUUCUCUAUGUGAUUAAGCUUAUAGGUUUGCAUGCCCAAAAGUUUUACAAUGUAAACAUUUCCAGAACAGUUUCAUGAUUUUAAUUUUUUAAGUUUGUGAAUAGGAUGCAAUCUCUCUUCUUUGCAGCAUCUUCAUGUUGGGUGGGGGAGGUUGGUUUUAUUGAGAUUUUAGAAGUGCUUUAGACUGUUAAUCAACUUCUUAACACACUUUAUAUCUAAUUUAUUAUUAAUUAGUUUAUUGGAUUCUCAGACAAGAAUGGCACAUCUACCAACUGAAAAAAUGUACUCAAAUAUUGUGUAGUCCAAUUUUUUUUAUAAGGAAAAGCUGUAUUUGGGAGAAGGUGACCAAAGCUUUCAAAAAUCUAGAACUAAGACGUACAUAUAGAAAGUUGGUAGAAGAGGAAGUUAAAAACAAAUAGCUCAUUUUAAUUAUUUUCUGAAGUCGAGAGGUACUGGAAGGGGUUAAUAUAGAGCGUUGUAUGAUGCUGUAAUGGUUUUUUUAGGUUUUUGUAAAGUGUUUUUUGUUUUUGUUUUUUAAAUCCUGGAGGGACGCUAUAGUCGUUGCUUUUUUUUUCCAAGAAGUCAGAAGGUUUUGUUUUCUGUUGUACUUGCCUGUUUUUCAUGUUGCUGUCUUGAACAUAGUUAUGUUUGGAUUGUGUUUAGAGUGCACCACUUCUCUUCACAUCGGAGACUAGAGCACUGUAAUCAUUAAUACAUUUUAUUUCUAGGUGUGGUCCUGUUAGAAUUUACGGUUGUUUCUAAACAUAUUUAUUAUUUUGUGCUUCAUGUACUGCACAAAAAAUAUAUCAACAUUGUCUGUUUUCCAUUCCAUAAUUAUAACAAUUAAACAGCUGAUGUACUUUUUUUCCAUGUUCCAUGCUCUUAAUUUUUAGUCCUUGCCAAUGUUAACAGUGAUUCUGAGUAUUAAAUGGACAGACAAUCUUUAGCAAACCAAAACCUUGGACAGCAGUUUACAAUAAAUACAGCAAGACCAUGGCUAGUAAGUAAAAUGUGGUAACUCAAAGGUACUUAGGACUACGGUGGCCCAGAAGUGAAAAGAGGUAGCAAAUAUGCAGAGAAGUAGCUGCAACCAGGGGACUGAAACAUGGUAAGAGAAAGGGGUACUGACCUCAAAAACAACUGCAGACACUUCCAAAAACAGGCAUUUUGUCUUUCUGCUUUUUUAAAAUAUUUUUUCUUUGCAAUUCAGUGUCGCUGACUUCUAAAUACGUCAGCAUUCACCCAAAAAGGUAAUUUAUGGCAUAAAAUUGAACUUCCAACACAAGAUUUUACUUCCGGGGGAUAAAAUUGAACUUCUGGCAGACACUUCUAAAUAAUGGACCUGCCUAUUUUUGGAUUCGGCUGCAGUUAUUUAGAUGUUGGUCCCCUGGUUGCAGCCAUGUCUCUGUGUAGAGUGGAUACCUCGUUGAGCUGGGCCACUGUAUAGGACACGCCUGUGGAUUUCUGUUUGUAGCGUUCAAAUGUUAAACAGAGAGACCCAGGUUGUAAUAUUAAUAAAGCAAGAAAAAAAAGGCUAUUCUUUUUGUAAAUAAUAAAAUAUUGUAUGCGGAUGUAUUUGUUCAGUAGUUUUGUAUGAAUUUUAUACUUGUAACUUUUGUUUGUUGUUGGGUUGUAAAGUAAAUCUUAAUUCUAGCCAAAUCCCACGUCGUAUUAUGCAAUUGAUUGCCCUGUCCUUUUUAUACAUUUUUUUACUAAAAUUCUUGUUUUUCUACUGAUCUACCACGAAUCAAGCCCAACACAUGGAUAAAAAAAAGCAUUCUUUGGGUCACUGUGUGUUGAGUCUCCUUCAUACGUCCAUCUCUUCCUAUAUGGACGUUUUGUGACAUUGGUUAACCACUUAACCAGAGGAUACCCAAGCCAACCGGAUGAUUCUACAGAGACUUUAUUCUUAGAAAAUGUAUGUCUAAUUCACAAAGUAUAACUCAGUCAACACAGGGACUGUAAAAGGCAUUUUUACAGAUUCUGGCCGCUACAGGUGGAUGUGUGAGCUUUUAAGGUUUGGCAUACAGUUAAUCUUCAGUGUUGGUCUGUCUUUAUCCUUUCCUAUAUCACAGACUUUCAUUGCAGCUAGGUGGCCGCUUAAAAGGGUGAUUUUCCAUGUGUUUGCAAUCUGAGAAUUAUGCCAUAAUUCAAAACUACUAAAGAACAUAUUGAGUUUGCUCCUUGAUGAAUUACAAUGAAAUGUACACUUUUUGUAACGAGUUGCUGUAGCAGUUUCUGAGGAGGACAGGCAGCCAGUACUUGAAUCAAAGCAAAUAUUAAUGUUUUCUCAAGGGAAAUCUGCCUUGUUUUAUCUCUUUUUUUUUUUUUGACUGGGUAUUGAAAAGCAGUAACACUGCAAAUGUAUGGUCAUCCUUGAUAAGCAAGAGGUAAUUUAGCAUGGAUUCAUAUUUAUGAGUUUUCACGAUGAAUUGUAGUGGACCCUAGCAGUUACUUUGUCAGUGGCCUUGUGCAUUAAAAAGCAGAAGGUAAUAUUGUGAAAGUAAAAUAAAUAUUGUUUUAAAAGCCGCAACUUUGAUUUGAGUUUUAUACUGAUGUGUUUGGACAAAACAUACCUAAUAGACGGAAAAAACAAUAAUAGUAUCUGUCUGUAUUAUGAAAUUAUUAAUUUUUGAUGAAUCCCAAAAUAGUGUUUUUGUGGUUGUUUUCAGUACAACACAUUAAUAUGCCUAAAUCUAUUUCCCUUUUAAGUUUUUUCUAGUUUAGGUAUUGUUUUGCUUUGCACACAAUGGGCGCUAUUUACAAAACUAAGGAAUGUUUUUAAGGACUCUUACAUUUGUUUAGGUUAAAUAGUGCAUUGAAAAUAGAGAAUACAAUUUUAACAUUCUCUAAAGCUUUUAAUUGCAAAACUUGAUUUAAUGAGCAACUUUGUAUGAAAUAGUGGAUAUCUAAACCAUUUUUAAUUUUUUUUUUUUUAGAAUUGAUUUAUUAUUUAUUUUUGCAGGUUGAAUAAACACCAUUAGUACAAAACAAAGUAUUGCAGGAUCACAUGCAUUGUUUUGGAGCAUGUACUUUGUUAGGGAAUAAAAU